AUGGAGAGGUUAGUUUCAGUAUUGGAGGCUUAUCGAGGUAAAGACCGAAUCAUUCGAUUCGCCGGCUAUGUCGCCACAUUUCUUGCAGGAACAACGAAAGGAAAGUCUGCACUGAAUUUUAAAACGAUCGCCACCGAACUUUCAGCAUGUCGGACGGUACUUCGUCUGUUUGAUGAUACAUCGAUGCUGAUGAGUAACUUAGUUUACGGAACGGGAUCAAAGGAGCCUGUCACUGCUAUUCGCAUACUCCAGCUCAUCAGUAACUUUGUCAACCAGCUCUACUAUCCUGUUGAACACAUCGCCUGGCUUGGAGACAGAAAAAUCAUCAGCGUGGAGUCCAACAAAUUCUGGCUGUUAGGACUAAGGAUCUGGGCGACAUCUUUACUUACAGAAAUUAUCAAGAAUCUGGUGAAGAUCCGUUUGGCUCAGAUGGAGAUGAAAGGUGUGAAGAAAGAACAAUACCUACAGGCUUCGAAUGAGAGAAAUGGUAUUACAGAGCAGUCCCAGGCGAUGUCAGACCAGUUGAAAGCCCUGAAGGCAAAAUCUAGUGAAGCUUAUCUUCUACUGUUUCAAAGUCUUUUUGAUUUCAUGAAUGCCAUUAGCUGGAUGCCUCCAGGAUUCCUUUGGUCUGGUAAACUGUCCCCGGCCCAAAAUGGGGUGUUAGGUAUGAUAUCGACUGGUAUUAUGCUCUACCGAGGAUGGCCUGCGAAAAAAGAUAAAAAGUCUUCAUGAUUUUCUCAUCUAUAGAGAAUUUUAUUCUUAGAUAUGUUUUCAUACACGAUGUCUGUAAGUAUUUGUGUCAUCAAAGAUUUUAAUUUUUCAGGGAUCAUCUAAAGUUUUAAA
This is a messenger RNA of Ylistrum balloti, 843 nucleotides long. Its product is annotated as peroxisomal membrane protein 11C-like. Bases 1 to 732 code for a protein of 243 amino acids. Gene Ontology annotation, cellular component: peroxisomal membrane. The record is from RefSeq and is a predicted model, not a curated record. The transcript is spliced from 4 exons. NCBI's taxonomy places the organism in Eukaryota, Metazoa, Mollusca, Bivalvia, Pectinida, Pectinidae. Gene Ontology annotation, biological process: peroxisome fission.